Alosa alosa (allis shad) is the source of this 1938-nucleotide messenger RNA. RefSeq names its product macrosialin-like. Gene Ontology annotation, cellular component: membrane. NCBI's taxonomy places the organism in Eukaryota, Metazoa, Chordata, Actinopteri, Clupeiformes, Clupeidae. The record is from RefSeq and is a predicted model, not a curated record.
UUCAAAAGAGCCCACCUUUAAGAGGCUAAAGAAAUCGAAACUUUAUUUAAAGUGGAGGACUUUUUUUGUUUAACAGCUACCCCUCUGUGAAGUUUAGCCUGCAGUUGUCCUACCAGUUCCACUUCCUAGAUCAUGUUUAGUUUCGUUUCUCUCUCUCUCUCUGAUCACUGAGCGCAGCUGCUUAUUUUCGCAGUCAGUAGCCUACUCAUCUCAGUGGAAAAAAGUUGGCAUAGCCUACUGUCCGAACGGGUUGUCUCUGUAAGAAGAAAUCAGCAAAAUGAAGAUGGGAAUCUUUUUCCUGAUUGCCACGUGUGUUUUAUCCACAGCAAUCACAUCAGCCCAAGAGAGCGACAAAGACAAGCCAUCGGCAAGCCUUCAGCCCCCAGCCAUGUUUACUGAUCUCCCUGCUCCCACAGCCACCAAACCUACCGUGACCACCAAACCCACAACCACCACUAAACCCACCACAACCACCAAACCCACAACUACCACCAAACCCACAACUACACCAACUACCACCAAACCCACAACUACCACCAAACCCACAACUACCACCAAACCCACAACUACCACAACUACCACCAAACCCACAACUACCACCAAACCCACAACUACCACAACUACCACCAAACCCACAACUACCACCAAACACACCACAACCAUCAAACCCACCCCUGUGCCAGGCCCAACUCCUUCCACUAACAUCACUAUGGGCAACUUCACCUAUUUAGAAGGAAACACACUUUACGUCAUGGCCCAGAUGAUACUUCAGGUCAAAGUGAAUGACAGCAAGACUCGAGGAACGUUCAUUGUCCAACCAAAUAUGACAAAAACAAGUGGUGUGAUUAAAAAGGACUCUGUGAGCUUCACCCUCACCUUUAAGGAGGGCACUAUUACGUUUAACUUCCAAAGGAACACAACCUCAAAGACUGUCUAUGUCAACUCUUUGCAUCUGAACAUGACCUACGCUUUCACAGCAGGAGGUAAGAAGACUUACAUUGCCAAGAAUGAAUCACUGGAUCUCUUCAAGGCAGCCAUUGGCCACUCCUACUCCUGUAAGAACGAGUCCAUCUCCCUUGGUAAUGAGAUAUACUUGGAAGUGACCCAAGAUCGAGUCCAGGCCUUCAACUUCACUGCGACUAACCAGUUUGGCCAGAUGGACCUCUGCAAGGCCGACCAGCCUGACUACACUGUUGCCAUUGCUGUGGGCAUUGUGCUUCUCAUCCUCAUCGUUAUCGUGAUCCUCGCGUACAUCUGCAGCCGCCGGCGCAGGUCCGAUGGCUACCAGUCCCUGUGAGGAACACAUAAGGGCACAGGAUGCCAACCACCUCCGUCCGUGGAGGAUCAGUCAUCCUUUCAUCUCACCUGUAAUGUUCCCUCUGCGUCUCGAUGUGGAAGCCAUAUUUUGUAAUCGACAGUUUACAGCUUCAAUUCUUUGUGCACUGUGUUAUUAACCUAUGUCUGUAGGAUGCUAUUGUGUGAAGUGGUGUUGAGUGAAGGUUACUAUCCUCAUAAAGCACUGAUUUUUUUGUUGUUGAUUUGGCUUCUUCAGCUAGGUAAAGUAUUAAUGGAAAAGAGAUGUCUGUCGCUCACAUUAUACUAAGGGAAUCAAAAUAGGUAUAUGCCACAAUUUAUUGUAAAACUUAAACAAAAUAGUAUUUCAGAACAAAUCAAUAUGUUUUACUGAUUCAGUUAGCCUAAUCAAAGGGAAUGCAUAAUUGGGAGUAACAAAAAAAGGUUGUUGCACAGAUUUAAAGUUUUAGUCUUUGUAAGGUUAUUUAAAGGCAGUCCUCAACUAUUAUGAAAAUGAAGGGAAUAUAUGCAUUGUAUAUUGUAAACAGCUACACACUGGGAAAUAUUUUCAUUGUAUGUUUUUAAGAAGCAUUUGCAUUUUUGUUAAAAUAAAGAGCGACUGACUUUACCAAACGGGAACGUUUU